Podospora anserina S mat+ is the source of this 1788-nucleotide messenger RNA. RefSeq lists its product as uncharacterized. Bases 1 to 1788 code for a protein of 595 amino acids. Gene Ontology annotation, biological process: SNARE complex assembly. NCBI's taxonomy places the organism in Eukaryota, Fungi, Ascomycota, Sordariomycetes, Sordariales, Podosporaceae. Gene Ontology annotation, cellular component: lytic vacuole; endosome. Gene Ontology annotation, molecular function: SNARE binding. The record is from RefSeq and is a predicted model, not a curated record. The transcript has 2 exons.
AUGUCCGCCGAGUCCACGCGCCCCCAACUGUUGCCCCAGAAUCGCAAACUCCGUCAUCUUCGAGGCAUCUCGCUGAGAAACCUCGCCUUUACACGACCGCGCGGCCGAACCAUUGACGAUGCUGCUCUUAACAAGAGCCCUGCCAAGCUCGAGUCCCUGCGAAAUUCACCCCAGAUACACCAUGCCCUCUCUUCGGAACAGCUACGACCGGGUCCAGGGCGGCGGAGGAGCACCAACCUUGUUGGUGCCAGUCCAGUGACGAGGCAGAAACGAAUCGAGGAUACAUUCGACAGCAAGCUGGCCGACGCAUUCUUCUCCCUCCAUGUCGAAGGAGAGGAAGAGCCCGUCUAUAUCAGCGAGGUUGCCGAGAGGGCUACAAAUUUUAACUUUAGCUUAUUCGAACUGUCUGAGCUGGACUCGACCAUUACCCAGACCCCGAGAGUCACCAUCAAGAUAUGGACCAACAGACACGAUACAUGGAGCUUGCUGCUGGAGGACGAUGUCGACCUGAGGGCGCUCAACUGGUUGGGCACCAUGCAGAAUGUGCACUUCCCACCGAACAGCCUGGUCUUCCACAUGGUUGACGGCAUCUACUCGCUCGAACUCUUCAACAAAUACCCCCCACCAAAGAAGAUGCCCCCGACACCCACGUCGUCUUACAAUGCCCUCAUGCGCCUAGCAACACUUGACAAUUCGAUUCAAGACGCUCUAGCCACCCGCGAGUCACUCACUCGGCAGAUUAACGACCUCCUGGCCAAAGAGACCCCCAACCAAGUCCCCGUAGCCCAAGACUCUCUCGCCCUCGCCGAGAAAUAUCUAGCGGUGCAGAAACGCACCGUUGAAGCCUCCAAAACGCGCAACCAAGAGCUUCGCGCCUCAAUCGAAGCCCGGCGGUCCGCCAUUGCUGAAGGCAGGGCCCUCCAAGAAAGGGCCGAGACCGACGUUAACAACGCCACCGAGAAGCUUGCUCACUCCAAGACACUCCUUGCCAGAACAAAAGAGCAAAUUCACGGCCAGCGCCGGCGCAUUUGCGAAGACCUUGACAGGAUCUGGCGCAUCAACUCUGUCUCCACUCCUGGGACACCUCCCUUAACAUUUACCAUCUGCGAUUUGCCGCUCCCCAACACGAUUUACGACGACGCACUCCUCAAAGGAACUGGAAGCGAUACCCUCAGCGCUGCGCUGGGGUAUGUAGCCCAGCUGACAGACAACCUGCAGUGUUACCUGGGUGUUCCACUGCCUUAUCCCAUCCGGCCAUACGGGUCUCGGUCAACCAUCCGGGAUGAGAUUUCGCAACUACCAGACACACAACGAGAUUUCCCGCUCUAUGUUCCUAGGGGAGGGUCAAGCGCGCAAUACCGUUUCGACUAUGGGUGGUUUCUACUCAACAAGGAUAUCGAGACGUUGUGUGUCAGCCAGGGGUUGAAGGUUGUGGACAUCAGGCACACGCUACCGAACCUGAAGUAUCUGCUGUAUGUCUGCAGCGCGGGGACGGACGAGAUACCGGACCGGAAGAGAGGCGGGGUGAGGGGGUUGUGGGCGGGACGGUAUAGGAACUUGACGGUGGCGGGGAUGACAGCAGAUGAUGAGGCGAGUAGCUUUGGAGGGAGUAGGAGGGGCAGCGAUGCUAGCAGUGUCGUUGGUGGUAUUGGGCAGAGGAGGGGCGAGGAUCUGAGGGGGAGGAUUAUCGGCGGCAGUACCGGGAACGGGGGUGUGGCUGGGUUUGAGGAAGCGGAGGUCAAGAUGACGUUGCGGACGAAAGGGAUGAGGGAGAGUGUUGCGCAGUAG